UGAUGCGGUGAGGAUAGAGGUGAAGAGGGGGCGGGCGUCGUUUGAUUUUCCGUUCGCGUUGCUCGUACACUUUGACUUUCGCUUCUUUCUUUCCGUUUGUUUUGUUUAUUUCGUUUCCGCGGCGCCGUGUGAAGCUCGUGCGGUUGUAAAUUACGGCCGGCGCCCGCGUUAUUUUCGUUCUAAGCUUGGAGCGAGCGUAUCGCCUAGCUUUCACAGAAGAAAACAUUUUAGUGCGAGAGGUGUUUGGACUUUCAUAAAUAAUUCGGUUCCUGAUUGUGCCUGAGGACUUGUGGUGGUUCAGUGAUGUGUAGGAACUGAAGUAGCUCACCAUGUCGGUAUCCUCGACGGCCGUGGAGGUGUUGGACGACCGGGAUGCGGAGCCGCGGACUCCUAUGAAAAGACUCGGCUCCACGAGAAAACUCGCCGCUUUCAACAAUAUCAAAGCGCAGCUAUCGGAGCAGACGCGAGUGUUGGAGGCGCGCGCCGAGGCGGCGGCCGGCGUCGCCACCGAGCUACAUGACUACUGCAAGCGCCGCGCCGACCUCGAGCUCGACUACUCGCGCUCGCUGGACAAGCUCGCGCGGUACGCGACCCAGCGGCAUCGCGACCAGAGGCACAAACGCACAGAAUGGCAGCUAGUGGGCGCCUACUCCUGCUGGCAGACAGCCCUGGAGCAGACGCGGGCGCUGGCGCGGGACCACGCGGCUCUGGGCGAGCUGUACGGCGGCAGGCUGGCGGCCCGGACGCAGCGCGCCGCUGAAGACGUGGCUCGGAUGCACAGGAAGUGCAAGGAUAUCGUGCUGGAGCGUCAUGAAGAGGUCGGCAACGCGCUAGCGGAGGCAGGCGCGGCGGGCAAGGCGCGCGCCGCCGCGGCGACCGAGUGGCGCGCGGCCGCCGUCAAGCUGAGGCACGCCUACGAACAGCGUGAACGAGUGGCUGCAGCUGAACCGACUCGACAGAAGAAGCUGAAGGCGACAGACAAAGAACUUGAAAAGCGUCGCCAACGCCACAGCGAGGCGCGCGCGCGUGCGCUUCGGGCGAGGGCUGACUACGUACUGUGCCUUGAAGCGGCCAACGCCACACUACAGCGGUACUAUCUGGAUGACAUCGCGGAGAUUAUGUUGUGCAUGGAAGUAGGCUUCGAAUCCGUCAUCUCUCGAGUCUCCAAAUGCGCCGCCGAGGCGGACAGCUCGCGCGGCGCCGCGCUCACCGCCGCCGCUCGCACCCUCCUCGCUUGCGCCUCGGGGCUGGACGCACAGGCUGAUAGACAGAGGGUGAUGGAUGCGCAUGCGCAGGCGUUCACUCCGCCGAGGGCUACGGGGUACCAGGGCACGCCGCCGCUGCAAGAGGACGCAGAACUCGCCUCCACGCUCGGCGACGCAGCCCCCCCAGAAGACGAGAACACAUCAGCCGUGGACAGCGAGCUGGCGGCCAGGCUGGCGCAGCUGGAGGAGGCGGCCAUAGCGCUGCGGGCCGAGUGCCGGGAGCGCUCCAAGACCGUGCAGGCGGCCGAGGAGCAGCUCAUACUGCAGAUGGAAGGCGACGAGUCCACAUGGGACGUCACCGGCAUGUUCGGGGGCUCCGGCACCGCCGAGGACGCGCCCCCCGCGACCCCCGCGACCCCCGCCGCCGACACCCCGCGUAGAGAGCAAGAGGACUACUACUUGGCUAAGUUCCGCUCAUACGUCUGCGCGGCGGGGCGCCUAGCGCGGCUGGAGGGCAGGGCUAGGACACUGCGCGAGCGCCUCGUGCCGCCCGCGCAGCUGCCGCCCGCGCCCGCGCGCACCCCCGGCAACGCCUGCAACAGCCGCCUCUACGCCUCCCAGCCGAUGGUGAGCCGCGGUCAGUUCGCGUCUCCAUUAGACGAGCACCUCGCGGCCACGCGGCGCCCGCUGCCGCUCGUGCUCACCGCCUGCGUGCGCGUCAUCGCCACUUACGGUCUCCGCCACCAAGGCAUAUUCCGUGUGAGCGGCUCCCAAGUCGAGAUGCAGUCGCUGCGGGCCGCCUUCGACCGAAGACUGGACCCGUUGAGCAACGUGAGGGAUGCCUCGGAUAUUAACUCUGUGGCUGGACUGCUGAAGCUGUACCUCCGCGAGCUGCGCCCCCCCCUCCUGCCCCCGUCCCACCUCGACCGCCUCACCCGCCUGGCAGCCGUGCCCGACGACGAACAGUUCAAGCAGCGCAUGCGCGAGCUGGUCGCCGCGCUGCCCACCAGCUCCGCGCUCGUGCUGCGGUACCUGUUCGCGCACCUCGCCCACAUAGCGGAGUACAGCGACGAGAACAUGAUGGACGCGUGGAACCUGGCCAUCUGCCUGGGCCCCACGCUGCUGUGGGCGCGCGGCGACGGCGGCGGCCAGGUGGCGGCGCAGAACCAGGUGAACGAGCUAGUGAAGCGGCUGAUAGUGCAUCAUGAGGAAAUAUUCCCGCAAAAUGUCGCGCUCCACGCCGCCUACAGGAGAGAAGACUUUAAUACGGAAGACAACCCAUGCCCCGACGCAGAAGGCGACAUCUCAGUGGAAGCGGAAGCCUCGUGCUCGGGCUCAGAACAGAACGGGGACGAGCCGGACGGGGUCGACGACCUCUCGCUCUACGAUGAUGAGGAGGAAGAGGAGGAGGACGAUGAUGAUGAUGACAUAAGUGACGACACUGAGGCCGGCCAGUGGAAUGGAGAUCGAGACUCGGCUACAAAUGAGAGGCCGCCGAGCCCAGAGCGACUGCUGCCGGCCGCAGCUCAGGUGGCGCCCGCGCCCGACGCCGCCGCCCCCGCCGCGGAUUCCGGCAGUGGGCCUAGCAGCCGGCGACUAGCGGAGUGCACCCCUGACCUGGUGCUGGACCUGCCGGCGCGCGACCCCGCCGACACCUUCCUGCACAACCGGGACACGCUCAAGAAACGACCCCGGGCCAAUCAAUCAUCAUCCGGCGAGAGCGGCGCCGAGGAGCCUCCACCGGCGGAAGAAGAAGAAGCCCCUAAGCCCGAAGAGGCCGCCGCCCCCGCCGCCGCCGCCGCCACCGGCGCAGAGAGCCCCGUGCCCGCCAGGAACACCGCGCGAGUCGCCGCCAAGUUCGCAGACCUGACCCUGACCGGAGGCUCCCUGAAGCCAGCUCUAGCCGCCAAGCCAGCCCUACUGAGGAGGCCGACGCCGCACCCGCAACAUGCGUCGCCGGCUAGCACCCCGCCGAGGGUGCCGAAGCGAGAUGACAGCGCGUAAAGAGGUCAAAAGAUGUGUUUACAACCUAUUUCGUGGCCACAAAAAA
This is a messenger RNA of Plutella xylostella (diamondback moth), 3255 nucleotides long. The record is from RefSeq and is a predicted model, not a curated record. NCBI's taxonomy places the organism in Eukaryota, Metazoa, Arthropoda, Insecta, Lepidoptera, Plutellidae.